Manihot esculenta (cassava) is the source of this 2278-nucleotide messenger RNA. RefSeq names its product ankyrin repeat-containing protein At5g02620. Gene Ontology annotation, molecular function: protein phosphatase regulator activity; protein phosphatase 1 binding. Gene Ontology annotation, cellular component: plasma membrane. NCBI's taxonomy places the organism in Eukaryota, Viridiplantae, Streptophyta, Magnoliopsida, Malpighiales, Euphorbiaceae. The transcript has 5 exons. The record is from RefSeq and is a predicted model, not a curated record. The coding region runs from base 639 to 2264 and encodes 541 amino acids.
AAAUUAACAUAAACCGAGAUUUCAAUCAUAUAUUAUUACUGUUGGUGUCCAUUACCCAACAUCCCUUCUGGUUUGUGUCUCUCCCCUUUCUUACGUGUUUCUCUCUCUCUGUCUCUCUAAAAAAAGAAAAGAAAAAAAAAAAAACGAAGAAAUUCACAUUAACAUUGUAGUCAUAACCACCUCUAAAAAAGUCUAGCUAAGAUUGAUUCUCAUCAUACCACUCUCUGUUUCCAUGCGAAUUUUGACCUUUUUUUAUUCAUAUAAACUUGUUGCCCACAUAAUGGAUUACAGGUUGUAUCGAUUCUGACUGCGUUUUCCUCCAUAGAGAGUGGUUCUAAUAAACUAUAUGGAUUCUUUUGGUUUUUCACGGAGGAGAGCAAAUCAAGCCCUUUCCUUCCAUCCCAGGUUUGUAAUUUAGGAUGCGAGAAGGUGCAGAGCCAGACAUGGGAGGCACGAAUCGGGGGUCAAGAAUUUACACUUGUUGAAUUCCAAAGAAAUUCAAUAUUUAUUAUUAUCUGGGUUGUUUUAAAUUAAUAAUGAUUCUUAACGAUCCAUGAUGCAUAUUUUAAUCUGGGUUUUUGCUGGGAAGAAGAAGAAGACCUGAGUUUGUUGUUAUUAUUAGAAAGAGGAGGUUAUCGAUGGAGCCAUCAUCUCCGCUGCCUAAUCCAGCUCCUCGGAAAAAGAUGACCAAACAAUUGACUGGAAAAAAAGAUGAUACAAAACUGCAUUCUGCAGCUAGAGCAGGAAAUCUAGCUGCUGUAAUGGAAAUCUUUUCUGAUACAGGGGAGAAAGCGUUGAAGGAAUUGCUAGGGAAGCAAAAUCAAUCAGGAGAAACUGCCCUUUAUGUCGCAGCCGAAUAUGGUUAUGUCGAUUUAGUUAGGGAGAUGAUUAAAUACUAUGAUCUUGCUGAUGCUGGUAUCAAAGCGAGAAAUGGGUUUGAUGCCUUCCAUAUUGCUGCCAAGCAAGGAGAUUUAGAAAUAUUGGCACUUCUGAUGGAGGCCCAUCCAGAAUUGGCUAUGACUGUUGAUUUAUCAAAUACUACAGCAUUGCACACUGCUGCAACACAAGGGCAUAUAGAGGUGGUGAAUUUUUUGUUGAGUGUAGGAAGCGGCCUGGCAACCAUUGCUAGAAGCAAUGGGAAGACUGCCUUGCAUUCUGCAGCAAGAAAUGGACACCUGGAGGUUGUUAGGGCACUUGUGGCAAUGGAGCCUGGGAUAGUGACAAGGAUAGAUAAAAAGGGGCAGACAGCACUUCAUAUGGCGGUAAAGGGGCAAAAUGUUGAGGUGGUGGCGGAGUUGAUUAGAGCAGAACCUUCGUCGGUGAACAUGGUGGAUACUAAGGGCAACACAGCAUUACAUAUAGCAACUAGGAAAGGAAGAACACAGAUUGUGCGGUUGCUACUCAGGCGCGAUGCAACAGACACAAAGGCAGUCAAUAAGACUGGCGAAACUGCCAUUGAUACUGCAGAAAAAACUGGACACCCAGAUAUUGCAUCCAUUUUGCAGGAGCAUGGUGUUCAGAGUGCCAAAACUAUUAAGCCACAAGUAACAAAUCCAGUACGAGAGUUGAAACAAACUGUAAGCGACAUAAAACACGAGGUUCACUACCAGUUGGAACACACCCGUCAAACUCGUAAGAGAGUACAAGGCAUUGCUAAACGUCUUAACAAAAUGCACGCAGAAGGCCUUAACAAUGCCAUCAACUCCACAACCGUUGUUGCUGUCCUCAUUGCCACAGUUGCCUUUGCAGCCAUCUUCACUGUCCCCGGCCAAUACGUAGAUGAUCCAAGCAAAAUUCACCCAGGACAAUCUCUUGGAGAAGCAAACAUUGCAGCCAAAGCUCCGUUUAUAAUAUUCUUCGUCUUUGAUUCUAUUGCCCUCUUCAUCUCUCUAGCUGUUGUGGUUGUGCAAACAUCAGUUGUUGUCAUAGAGAGCAAGGCAAAGAAGCAGCUGAUGGCAAUCAUUAACAAGUUGAUGUGGAUAGCUUGUGCACUUAUUUCAGUAGCAUUCUUAGCUCUGUCAUUUAUUGUGGUGGGCAAGCAUGGGAGGUGGCUGGCAAUUGGUGUUACAAUCAUGGGAACAAGCAUAAUGGUUACAACUCUGGGAACUAUGUGUUACUGGGUAAUUAAGCAUCGGAUCGAGGCCUCGAACAUGAGGAGCAUACGAAGAUCAUCGUUGGGAAGCAGGUCGCGUUCAUUUUCAAUGUCUGUAGUGUCAGAUACUGAUAUCUUAAACAAUGAAUAUAAGAAAAUGUAUGCAAUUUAAAUACCUUCCAAUCC